AUGGAAUACAACAUCCUGAUCACUGGUGUUUCCGGUUAUCUCGGAGGAACAUUGUUGAAUCGGCUAAAGAAUGCACCCCUCCCAAAAUACCACAAGUUAUUCGCGCUUAUACGGAAUCCCGACCAAGCCCACGCAGUCAAGCAAUAUGCUGCUGAGCCCUUGGUGUUCGACAUCCAUGAUUACGAAAGUGUACUAGACAAUAUUCAGAAGUAUAAAAUCAAUGUCGUAUUCUCUUUGGUCGAUGCAUACAGCUCUACAUGUCAAGAGCACUUUAUAAGAGCGCUGAGCGAACUGAAGAAAAAGACCGGGCAGGUGGUGCACUUUCUGCAUACCAGUGGAGCCAAGGCUUUUUCUGAUCAUGCGGGUGCUCCCGUUGAUAGGACCAUUCUUGAUACUGAGCAUAGUCUGCUUGAACUGCAGAAGUCGCAACACACCGAUCUCCCCGCAUUACAACAGCUUGUGGGUGCCAACACGAAGAUUGUUGAGCUGAGCGAAAGUCUGGGUGUUAGAAGCUAUAUCUUCUGCCCUUGUAUGGUCUAUGGCAAAGGUGAAGGAUUCGGCAACCAGGUCUCUAUUCAGACUGUUGCUAUAGUUAGUACUGCUAGGGCUACGGGACACGUCCGCAACCUCAACGAGUCCCAACAGGCGUCCUGGCCAGUGUGUCAUGUGGUAGAUAAUGCCUUAUUGUACAUCGCCAUUCUUAAGAAAAUACUCUCGUCCGAAGACUGCGACCAUGGCCAGGAGGGCUUCUAUCUCGCAUCCAGCGGCCGGGUUGCCUGGAAGGAUGUUUACGCAUCCAUCGGGGCUGCUCUGUUCAAACGAGGUCUGAUAAAAGAUAGUGCUGUCCACCCCGCCGAUGAGAAGGUGCUUGCCGUAAUGGCCGAGACACUCAAGUCGUCAACGGAUAUGGUGGCUCCUCAAUUGAGUGGAGAGUGCACGUUUACGGCCAAGCAUGGUUAUGAAAUCGGAUGGAAGCCUUUGUUCCCGCCGGACCAUAUUUUUGAAGUCAUGGACGAAGAAGUUGAUCUUAUUCUUUCGAGCAACGCAGAUAAAUCCGAAAGGACACAGAGAAAUGGUGCUUUCUAA
Aspergillus niger is the source of this 1086-nucleotide messenger RNA. RefSeq lists its product as uncharacterized. The coding region runs from base 1 to 1086 and encodes 361 amino acids. NCBI's taxonomy places the organism in Eukaryota, Fungi, Ascomycota, Eurotiomycetes, Eurotiales, Aspergillaceae. The record is from RefSeq and is a predicted model, not a curated record. The transcript is spliced from 6 exons.